This is a messenger RNA of Saitoella complicata NRRL Y-17804, 1485 nucleotides long. Its product is annotated as mitochondrial carrier. The record is from RefSeq and is a predicted model, not a curated record. The transcript has a single exon. Lineage: Eukaryota; Fungi; Ascomycota; Saitoellomycetes; Saitoellales; Saitoellaceae. Bases 1 to 1485 code for a protein of 494 amino acids. Gene Ontology annotation, molecular function: calcium ion binding; ATP transmembrane transporter activity. Gene Ontology annotation, biological process: transmembrane transport.
AUGGGUCGCGAAUACGAGAGUGGUCCAGACAGAGAAUCCAGAAUACGGAGGCUCUUUCGGUUCCUCGAUACGAAACAUGAAGGACACCUUGAUCUCGCUGGUCUGAAACGCGGGUUGGCGAAGAUAAAUCAUCCGUUGAAUCAUGCUGGCGCAAUUUUGGAGAGUAUCGAUCAGAAUGGGGAUGGAAUCAUUACGUUUCAGGAAUUUCAUGAUUGGGUGGAUGAGAGUGAGUUGCAGUUGUGGUUUAUGUUCAAGAAGUUGGAUAAGAACGGGGCGGGGCGGUUGAGUUUGGCGGAAGUGAAGGAGGCGAUGCAUGAGGCUGGGUGUGAAUGCCAUAUGGACACGAUUAAUCAGUUGUUUGAAUUGGUGGACAAGAAGGAUGAUGGGUAUAUCGACUUCGAUGAGUGGAGAGAUUACCUUCUGUUCCUGCCCUCAACGGACGCGCCAAAACUCGAGACCGUUCUCGACUACUUCCUCUCAAUGGAGCAUUCAUCCUCAGAAGGAGAUGCUUUUCUGAGUGAGGAGACGCUGGAUGGGAUGGGAUACUUUCUUGCCGGAGGAAUCGCGGGAGCGGUAUCACGAACAUGCACAGCACCCUUCGACCGUCUAAAAGUUUACCUCAUCGCCUCGACGGGUCCACGGAAAACAGCAACCUCCGCACUGAAGAAAGCGAAACUCGGAAAAGCCAUGCGACGUGCAUUCGAACCAAUGGCACAGGCUGUGAAGGAUAUCUACAGGGUAGGUGGAGCACGGAGUUUCUUCGUCGGUAACGGGUUGAACGUUGUGAAGAUCUUCCCGGAAAGUGCGAUCAAGUUCGGGAGUUUUGAGGCAGCGAAGAGGUUCGCGGCUAGUGUGGAGGGAACGGACGUGAAUAAUAUCUCAAGUAUGGCAAGGUUCAUGAGUGGUGGAAUCGCGGGUGCGGUAUCACAGAUUUCGGUAUAUCCCAUCGACACGCUUAAGUUCCGGGUACAAUGCGAGACGACCAAAAACACAAAACCAAAAGGGAACGAGCUUCUCAUCCGUACCGCCAAGAAGAUGUGGUCUCAAAAUGGUAUUGCCGGGUUUUACCGAGGUUUACCCCUCGGUAUGGUUGGGAUCUUCCCAUACGCAUCAAUCGACCUCGGUCUGUUCGAGGGAAUGAAGAGAUAUUACAUCAAACAGACCGCAAAACGACUGGGAUGUGACGAGCACGAAGUAAAGGCCAACAACAUGAUUGUCCUUGCCAUCGGUGCAUGUUCGGGGAGUAUCGGUGCAACACUCGUAUAUCCGCUGAACCUUCUACGAACGCGAUUACAAGCACAAGGCACUGCAUCACAUCCGCAGACAUAUGACGGCCUCAUCGACGUCACUCGGAAAACGCUGCAAAAAGAAGGCUACAAAGGCCUGUAUCGAGGAUUGGCUCCCAACUUGAUGAAGGUUGCGCCGAGUGUGAGUAUCAGUUACAUGGUGUACGAGAACUCGAAGGUGGCGAUGGGGUUGAAGUGA